Molecule: messenger RNA, 403 nt
Organism: Dictyostelium purpureum
Lineage: Eukaryota; Evosea; Eumycetozoa; Dictyosteliales; Dictyosteliaceae
Product: ribosomal protein L22
Exons: 1
Biological process (GO): cytoplasmic translation
Cellular component (GO): ribosome
Molecular function (GO): RNA binding; structural constituent of ribosome
Source: RefSeq, a predicted model, not a curated record
AAAUCAAAAGCCACCGUUGUCAAGAAGAACCACAAAUUCGUCAUUGAUUGUACCGCCCCAGCCGGUAAAAUCGUUGAUGUUGCUGCCUUCGAAAAGUACCUCCACGAUCGUAUCAAAGUUGACAACAAACUCAGCAACCUCGGUUCAAGUGUCGUCAUCUCACGUGAUAAAUCAAAGAUCAUCGUCAACACCACCAUCCCAUUCUCAAAGAGAUACCUUAAAUAUUUAACCAAGAAAUUCUUAAAAUUCAAACAAAUUAGAGAUUUCUUACGUGUUGUUGCCACCACCAAAAACACCUACGAAUUAAGAUACUUCAACGUCUCAGAUUCAGAAACCUCAGAACAACAAGAAUAAAUGGUUCAAUAAAAUUAUAUAAAAAACUUUUAUAUUUUUGAACUAAUAU